AUGCCAGGCAGCGUCGAACUUGCCGACCUACGCAAUAAACCGUUCUAUGAUAUAGAUCCUCAGGCAAAGCUUCAUAGACCCGCUAGCGCCUACUUGUACGUGGUAUUUGAGACGUUUGUCACCCUUACAGUCUACUUCAACUAUGACUACUUGACCACCAUAUACCGACAAUUGGGUCCCGCGUGUAUGGGCGCCGCCACCGCUGCAUUAGCACAGUCACUCAAUCAGCUUAUGAAAUAUAAGUUCUCUGACUCGCGUUUGCUCAAGUUCAUCGUCUGGGGUGCCAUCAACGGCCUCUUCACAGCCCUCUGGCUUGACGUGCUAGUCGUCCAGGUACCCAGCCCGAUUUUCCGAAUUAUCAUCGACCAAACUAUUGGGGCUCCACUUUUUCAGCUCACAUUCACCAUAUUAUCGAACAUGUGGGAUGGCGAUAGCCAACUGACUCCAGCAAUACAGGCAGCGUUCAUACGGUCCUUGCGUUAUAGCUAUUGCUACUGGCCGUUCAUCAGCACAGCUAUGUUCACCUUGGUUCCUCCAGAACGAAUGGUCAUUUGCAACUGCGUGGCCAAUUUCAUCUGGAACGUGAUUCUCAGCAGGCUAACCUAA
Sungouiella intermedia is the source of this 606-nucleotide messenger RNA. Lineage: Eukaryota; Fungi; Ascomycota; Pichiomycetes; Serinales; Metschnikowiaceae. The record is from the annotation of a GenBank genome assembly.